Molecule: messenger RNA, 1674 nt
Organism: Rhopilema esculentum
Lineage: Eukaryota; Metazoa; Cnidaria; Scyphozoa; Rhizostomeae; Rhizostomatidae
Source: RefSeq, a predicted model, not a curated record
AUGGUCGAGGGGGAGUGGUUUGAAGGACCAGAGUGGCUACUCUCAGAGAAAGAUUGGUCAGAUCAGCCAGAUUUAAAGAAUUCUUUAGCAGUAAACAGUGAAUUUAAGCCAAUGAAAGAAACAGUAUUUCAUGCAAAUGAAGUGGAAUCAGAUGAAUGGGAACAACUUUUAGAGAGAAAAACAUAUUGGCAGACUUUAAGAACAACUGCCUGGGGGCUGAGAUUUGUUAAAAACUGUCUAGCCAAGGUGAAAAAGGGAAAACUAACAAAGGGGCAACUGACAACAGAAGAGAUUUUAAGUGCAAGGGAUUACUGGGUGAGAAAAGAACAAAGCAAAAUAACAGAAAUCAAACAGACACCAGGGUGCAGAGUUGAGAAAGAAGAGGAGACUGGUAUUUUAAAAUGUUAUGGGAGAAUUCAGGGUUACAAUCCUACCUACCUAGAAAUGGGAUUAUUUGCAGAGAAGCUCAUUAGUUAUACCCAUCAAGAGAUUAUGCAUUUUGGGGUUGCAGAUACAAUGGCUGCCGUAAGAGAAAGCUGGUGGAUUCCAAGACUAAGAGCUGCAGUUAAACGAGAGAAGAGAAAGUGUGCAAUAUGCAAGGUGUUUUCAACAAAACCUUACAAAGGACAAUCAACUGCACCUCCUUUACCGACAUUUCGUACAAAUGUCAGCUGGCCAUUUGAAACAACUGGAGUCGAUUUUGCUGGACCUUUUCUAUCCCGGGUUAACAAGAACAAGGUAGAGAAAGGAUACAUUAUAAUAUUCACGUGUGCAGUUAUGAGAGGCGUACAUUUUGAAGUUACACGAUCGCAAACAGCUGAGGAAUUUCAAGCAAAGUUGAAUGCAUUUAUCACUCGGAAGACAAGACCAAAGUUACUUGUAUCUGACAAUGCUCAAGUGUUCAAAACAACUGCAAAUUGGAUAAAGAAAAUUCGAAAAAGUGAACAGUUACAGAAUUUCUUAGCAAAACAAGAGAUCAAUUGGAGAUUUAACUUAUCGAAAAGUCCCUGGUGGGGCUCGAUGUACGAACGUUUAAUUAAAGAUCUAAAGAGAGCACUUUUCAAGACAGUUGGAAAAUCACUACUUAGUUUCAACCAGUUGGAAACAGUCGUCAUGGAUAUUGAGAGACACAUGAAUAAUCGUCCUUUGACGUACGUAGAAGGAGACAACGAGGAAAGCCAAGUUUUGACACCAAGUAUGAUUAUGUGGGGAAAGAACUGUCACAUUCUAGAAGAUAUAGAUGUAGAGGAGAACGAUCUGACGAAGAUACAGAGAAGAUUAAGUAACGCCAGACAACAUGUAUGGCAGAGAUGGAAGAAAGAAUACUUAUAUAGUUUAAUGGGAGUGCAUCGCAUUACAAAGUUUAACACGUGCAUUCCAAAGUUGGGGGAGAUCGUCCUCGUUUUAGGAGAAGAGAAGAACAGAGGUAAAUGGAAAAAAGGCAGAGUCGUCAGCCAUGUAAAAGGAAAAGAUGGAAUUGUCAGAGGAGUCACAUUGCUACACAAAGGAAACACUAUUGAAAGACCAUUAGUUGUAUGUCCGUUAGAAAUAAGAAGUUGUGUUGCUGAGGAAACUACAGAUGAGAGAGUCGAAGAAAAAGCAACUGAAGAGAGAAGCAAUGAGAAGAAACUGAAGAUGAAUGCUGCGAUGAAUGCCGCUAUGAAGACAAGAUGA